AUGGACCCAGGUUCUGAGCCCCACACGUCCCGUGGACCCACGUGUCCCGUGGCCCCAGGCCGGCCCCCCCGCCCCGGCCGCCCCUACAUCUGCAGCGAGUGCGGCAAAGCCUUCGGCCAGUGGUCGAAGCUGUCCCCGGCGUACAUCUGCAGCGAGUGCGGCAAAGCCUUCGGCCAGUGGUCGAAGCUGGAACGUCACCGGCGCAGCCACACCGGCGAACGCCCCAACGCCUGCGGCGAGUGCGGCAAACGCUUCGCCCAACGCUCCCACCUCGCCCAGCACCUCCGGACCCACACCGGCGAGCGGCCCUACAAGUGCGGCGACUGCGGCAAAGCUUUCGGUUGGAGCUCCAACCUGGCCCAGCACCGCCGCACCCACACCGGCGAGCGCCCCUACGCCUGCGCCGAAUGCGGCAAAGCCUUCAGCCAAAGCACCAACCUGGUGAAGCACCAGCGCGCCCACGCCGGCGAGCGACCCUACGCCUGCGGUCAGUGCCGGAAAGCGUUUUACCGUAGCUCCGAUCUCCUCCAACACCAAGCCAGCCACUCUGGCGAACGACCCUACCGUUGCGGCCAGUGCGGCAAGAGCUUCGCCCAGCGCGCCAACCUCCUCAAGCACGGCAAGACCCACGGCGGCGAGAAGCCCUUCCGCUGCGGCGAGUGCGGCAAAGGCUUCGUCCAAAGCUCGGAGCUCAUCCAGCACCAGCGCAGCCACAGCGGCGAGAAACCCUUCGCCUGCGCCGAGUGCGGCAAACGCUUCGGCCACGGGGCCACCUUGUUGGCCAAGCACCGGCGGUUGCACUUGGGUUUUCAUGCCCAGCGCCGGCAGCCAUGCCAUGGCCAACGCCGGUGGCCAUAA
This is a messenger RNA of Aptenodytes forsteri (emperor penguin), 858 nucleotides long. RefSeq names its product zinc finger protein 629. Lineage: Eukaryota; Metazoa; Chordata; Aves; Sphenisciformes; Spheniscidae. Gene Ontology annotation, molecular function: DNA-binding transcription factor activity, RNA polymerase II-specific; RNA polymerase II cis-regulatory region sequence-specific DNA binding. The coding region runs from base 1 to 858 and encodes 285 amino acids. Gene Ontology annotation, biological process: regulation of DNA-templated transcription. The transcript is spliced from 3 exons. The record is from RefSeq and is a predicted model, not a curated record.